ACCUGAAGGAAAGGGACCCUCAGCUGCUGGUUGAAUGUCUGACGCCUGAUUUUCGUGGUGACCUGGCAGUGGUGGAGAAGAUCACCCUGUCUGGGUUAGACGUGUACGCCCACAAUGUGGAUACAGUCCGAGAGCUGCAGAGAGCUGCGAGAGGCCGGAGUGGACUGUCUAACACUGGGUCAGUACAUGCAGCCCACCAAACGCCACCUGAAGGUGGAGGAAUACGUCACUCCAGAGAGGUUUGCCCACUGGGAGAAAGUUGGGAAUGAAAUGGGCUUCGUUUACACAGCCAGUGGGCCGCUGGUGAGAUCGUCCUACAAAGCAGCUUCAUCAGCCGAAGCACAGAAGACACGUUUCAUUUACAAGUAGCACAAAAAAUUAAAAAUAAGGCCGUUGGUAUUACAUAAGGGUUGAGAAGUGACAUUAAUAUGACUCAUUCUUUUGCACUUGUCUUCUUACUGUUUACCUGUGACAACCCGGAGGGGCUGCAGUUUAGGGGAAGGGGAUGAAAGCGAACAAGCCUCAGUUAGAAGCCUGAAGAUAUGGAGAUGCUGUCCGUGUACUCCUGCUAGAAAUACAAGCUGCUGUUUGCAGAAGUUGUAAUUGUCUGUAAUCUCUGCACCUCAGGGGCAGGAGGGCCCUAAAUCAUGAAAUCCUUCCUCUCAGGGGGGCACCAGAGUUCAGGCGAAGAGCUACUGACCUUUAACCUUUAACCACGUGUUCGCUUCAUGAGCUCUCUGAUGUCUGCUGCUUCAGGACGGAUGAUUUAAUGGUUUGAUGGAUUCUGCAGCGGCUUCAACAAAUGAUGUACAACACAAACAAAUGUACAGUAUGAUGAUGAUUUGUUACACUUUAUAUGACAGUAGAAAAAGAGCGAUUUGAGCCCUUAUUGGACUUUAAGAGUACUCUUGAUGUCUCUGUAUCGGCUCAAACUGGAUCUAAAACUUGUGUUGUGAUGU
Larimichthys crocea (large yellow croaker) is the source of this 959-nucleotide messenger RNA. RefSeq names its product lipoyl synthase, mitochondrial-like. The transcript is spliced from 5 exons. NCBI's taxonomy places the organism in Eukaryota, Metazoa, Chordata, Actinopteri, Sciaenidae. The record is from RefSeq and is a predicted model, not a curated record. Gene Ontology annotation, molecular function: 4 iron, 4 sulfur cluster binding; lipoate synthase activity. Gene Ontology annotation, biological process: lipoate biosynthetic process. The coding region runs from base 115 to 369 and encodes 84 amino acids. Gene Ontology annotation, cellular component: mitochondrion.